AGAAGGGUCCAGGGCUGGUGAGAUGGCUCAGCGGUUAGGAGAACUGACUGCUCUUCCAGAGGUCCUGAGUUCAAUUCCCAGCAACCACAUGGUGGCUCACAACCACCUAUAAUGAGAUCUGGUGUCCUCUUCUUGCCUACAGGCAGGAUACUGUAUAAAUAAAUAAAUAAAUCUUUUGUUUGUGUGGACCCUGUUUUCAAGGGCUGUCUCACUUUUUAUGUAGCAUGUAUUACAGCAGGUACAGCCACAUACUAAAGCAAGUGUGUAGUGUUUCUGUGCAUUAUGAAGGAAAUAAAAAGUCAAAGGAACCGACAUCUGGGAUUUCAGUUGUGGCUUCUCAAGACCAGGAUACUUGAGACCUAAAUAACAAGUAGUAGAAUUAAGGGAGAAGUGUUUUCUUUGCAACAGAAGUGUAAGAUGCAAGGCUGGGAAGAAGAGAAGGCGUUGGCACAUUAACGAAAAUAGAAACAGUGGGGUCAGGUUGAAAGCUAUAGAGAAAGGAGACAUUGUGCAGUUGUGAGGGGAGGCGAGGCACAUUCGUCUCAAUGGGUCACGCUUCAGAUUUUGUUUCAAAUAUACUGGGACCCCUUUGUUUACAUUUAUUUUACGUGUUCAUUUGUGUUUAUGUGAGUGUGGAAGUCAUAGGAUGAGCUGUAGAAGUCUAUUUCCUCUGUUUGGGUGCAGGGAUAAAGUACAGGCCAUUAUGCUUAGUGUCAGGUACCUUUACCCACUGAGGUAUUUUGCCAACCUACCUUACUUUAUUUAUUUAUUUAUUUAUUUAUUUAUUUAUUUAUUUAUGUUUUGUUUUAAAGACAGCAUUCUACAGGCAGGUCUGGAGAGAUGGCUCAGUGGUUAAGAACAUGGCUGUUCAUCUGUAGGAGCCAGGUUCAACUCCCAGCACCCAUAUGGCAGCUCACAACUGUCUGUAACCUCCAGUUCCAGGGGAUCCAGUGCUCUCUUAUGACUUCUCAAACACCAGGCACAUAGAUGGCAAUGCACAUACAUACAGGCAGAAUUGCCCACUAUACACAUAAAGUAAUAAAAUUAGCCAGGGUGGUGGCAUUAUUUUUCAAUCCCAACACCCAGGAAGCAUGGGCAGGCAGACCUUGAGUUUGAGGCCAGGGAGCACUACAUAGUGAGACUCUGUCUCAAACAAACAAAUAAAUAACUGGUUUUUGUAUUUGAAAGGUUUGUUUGCCUAUUUUAUAUUUUCUCUCUUUUUGAUUUUAGUCCCAUGAACGUGUAAGCAAGCGUCUGCAUCAGCGAUUUCAGGCCUGGGUAGGCAAAUGGACCAAGGAGCAUGUGCCUCAUGAAAUGGCAGCAGAGACCAGCAAGUGCCUCAUGGGUGAGGGGCUAGAGGGCCUGGGUGCCCUGCACCACCACCUGUGACACAGAGACUCUGCACUUCGUGAGCAUUAACAAGUAUCGUGUCAAAUACGGCACAGUAUUCAAAGGCCCUUAACUCCAGAGCCAGAGCAGGUAGCUCAGAGGGGUGUACCUGUGUGUGUGCAUAUGUAUGCAAACACUGAAGAAUCAAGGAAGAUGCCUUUCAAGCCACGAGUGCAACCUGGCACCAAGCAGGAUAUACACAAGGAAUGUGGACGGAUACCUUAGAAAGCUGGAACUGGCACUUUUCCCAAGGGUACUAGCCUGCCCAAGAGGGAGUGAAGUCCAUGCAAGCACAGAGACAGGCAGCUUGCUUGCACACACCAGCAGAGCUCAAACCAGAACUUCUGUGACCUGACUUUAGAUGAACAACCAGAUGCUGUUACUCUUUGGAUGGAUGGAGGCGCAUUUACAAAACAGAUGGACUGUAACUGAUGGUCACUGCUCCUCAAGGAGACUGCAUUUGAUGCCUGACUUGAGCACAUCUAAGAUCCCCUGUUAGAUUCUAUCUCAGAUCUGCUGUUUGGCUUUGGGAUUGAUACCUUGUGGAUUUCAUUUCUGAGUCCUUGCAGCCCACCUUCCUCCCUCUUCUGGUUCUCAGCCUCAACAAAUUCCAGUCAGUCCUCCUUUUUAGCUCCUGUGGGACUGUUUUGUACCUGCUUCUUUACUAGUCUACCCUAGUGCCAUCCACCAGCUUUACCCACUCACACACAUACACACACACUCACACACACACAAUUUUAACUGGAUUCUCUUUUUUUGUAAAUAAUGUACAUACUGUCAAUUUUUAUUAAAGGAAAUAUGCUUUGAUGUGCUAGCAUAAGUGCUCUAGCUUCUUGUGUACCACAGUACUGUGUGGCUCCAGAUUUAGUACCUAUAAAGAGAUGUACAAGACGUUUAUUACACUUUUUACCAAAGGGAGAUACCAUUGUAGUACUUUUGUGUAAGACUUGUCUCCCCCUCCAACUUUUCUUCUUUUUUUCCCUUUUUCUUUUUUUUUAAAUGUAAAUAAAGCUUGGUUCUUAAAAAAAUAAGUAACCCAAGUCCCUUGUCCUCACCAAAGAGCUACUGUAGAGAUUGGCUUUAGUUUCUUUUUUAGGUUACAAAUAAGAUUUUGCUUUAAAUAAAUAGGUACUUGAAUUUGUCAAAUCAGCAUCUAUCAGAAGAUGGCUCCGUAGGUAAAUGUGCUUGCCACACAAGCCUGAUAACCUGAGUUUGAUCUCUGGAUCCCAUGAUGGAAGGGGUGGGCUGACUCCCAAAAUGCACUCAUACACAGGCACACCCAGGUUUUUUGUUUUUACUUUCCUUUCAGAAUUUUAAUUUUCCUUACUGGGAAUGAGGCAGCAACUCAAGAUACCAAGCCGAAGUAAAUGUCAAGUUCGAAAAAGUUGGAAGGGAAUGAAUUGGUAUUUUGCUUAGCAACUUCAAUGAUCAAACAUUUUUAAAAUGUAGCGAUAGGCUUUUAAUCUUAGCACUCAGAGGCAGAAGCAAACAGGUCUCUGUUCAGGACCAGCCUGGAUUACAUACAUAAUUUCAGGAUGGCCAGGGCUACAGAGAGACCCUGCCUCAAAAAAUGAAAUUUUUAAAAAAAAUUAUUUUUGUGUGUACACUUGAAUGUGUGUGGAAGUUAGAACAACUUGAAGUCAGAUCUAGGGAUCAAACUCAGGUUGUCAGGCUUGACUAUAAAUGUAUUAAUCUGUGCUGUUACUACCUUAACACAUCUAUCUAGACCCCACUUUUUAAGUUACAUAAGUUGAAACAUGAACAUUAAGGAUCUUCAAAUAUGAUUGGCCUGGACUUCCUAGCCCUCAUAGUUAGAAUUGGGUAUCAUGUUAUUUUCCAGUUAAAGAAAUCCCUGGUACCUGGGCCCCACAUGGUAGGAGGAGGGACUGUGUCGUCAGCAGUCCCCCCCCCCCCAAUAAAAUAUAGCAACGGUUUUUAGAUUCUCAACAUUGCCAUAAUGGAAAAAAAUGGCUCCUGGAUUUUCAAAAUACAAAGUGAGCGUCUUUUAUUUGUCUGACGCAGGGCGUGUGUAGCCAGGGCUCCCAAGUUCUAGAAUACAGGUGUUUUUGUCACUCUUGAAGGUGAUAGCCUAAUGAAAAAGCUUUUUUUUUUUUUAUUUUUCGAGACAGGGUUUUUCCAUAGCUUUUGGUUCCUGUUCUGGAACUAGCUCUUGUAGACCAGGCUGGCCUCGAACUCACAGAGAUCCGCAUGCCUCUGCCUCCCGAGUGCUGGGAUUAAAGGCGUGCGCCACCACCGCCCAGCUGAAAAAAACAUUUUCAUUAGAACUACAGCUGAGACAGCAUGCCAGGAAGACAGAAUCUGAUUUCCUCAGCCAUAACUCACCCCUUGCUCUGCUCCCUCAAGACCAUGGUGGCCUGGCAGGAAAUGGGUCUGGGUAGAGGCAGCCUUGCCUGUUGAUACCCAUGGUUAGUCUUACUAUGUACAGCACCUUCCUGCAGGUCAGGAUAGGAUUUUAGGUCCAGUUCAGGAGAGAAAGUUCUUGGGACCAAUAAAACAGAUAACUUUGGUCAAUCUUUCACAAAGCAGAAAGUUAUCUUUAAAUGACAUUUGGACGGUCGUGGUUUGUUUGUUUUUUUUUGUUGUUGUUGUUUUUCCCAGACAGCUUCUCUUUACAUUUCUGGCCGUCCUGGAACUCGCUUUGUAGACCAGACUGACUUUGAACUCAGAGAUCCGUGUGCCUCUGUUGCCCUGCUCCCUGCCCAGUGCUGGGAUUAAGAGCGUGUGCCAACCACGCCCAGAUCUUGGUCGUUUUUUCUAAAUAACCUGAAUUUGAAAUGCAAACCCAGUUACUUCCAUUAAAACAGGCUAGUUCUAUUGAUCCUCUGUUUUCUUCUAGCGGUUUUACAGAUACUCUGGCAAACGUUAAAGCCGGAGGUCGGCUUUUGACAUUAAAAUUUCUUGCACUUGUUGACCUGCUGCAUCAGGUCAAAAUUCCAGACAUUUUGUGAUGGACAACAGUGAUGUUGUAAUGUUAUAAUGUAUGUAAAAGCCCCUUUCCCCUCUUCUUAAUACACUGCCGAUUAGGUUGACCACACACUCGAGGCAGCCUUGCCCUUUUCAUAUUAAGCGGAUAUUAGUGCUCCCGUAAGUGAAGCCACAGGGAAGCAAAUUAACUCGAUUUGGGGAAUCCCACAUCAGGGCCUAAUUUUUUUUUCAGGACCUUCCCGAGGUUCCACGCUCUUCAGUCUUACACAGCCCAAGCUGUUCUCAAAUCCCUAUGGCGCCAUGGAUAUCCUUCAAUUUACACUCCCGCCUCCACGAACGCAGGACUUUGUGCAUGCUAAGCAAGCACUCUCCUUACCGAACCACAUAACCAGCUCAAACUUACCAUUUUAUUUAAGGAUAAUUUACCCAGCUGUUUGACAGCUGGGAUGAGAAGAGAACCGCGAAGGCGCAGCUUCCGGUUUUCACCAGGCUAGCUCCCCAAAGUCAGCAUCUUGCAAAAGCUGCUGAUGUCCCAAGAAAUGCUGCUCGGGCCAGGAAAGGUGCUGGUCGAAUGCGGAACCUUUGGUUCCAGGCAGUGCAGCGACACGGCAGCACCAAGGGUCUUACGGGGAGAGAAGUGGGCGCAUCGCCAUGGCGGUAGCCCCGUUUUUGAAGCAUUGGCGUACCACUUUUGAGCGGGUGGAGAAGUUAGUGUCCCCGAUCUACUUCACAGACUGUAACCUCCGCGGCAGGCUCUUCGGGGACAGGUGCCCGGUGACACUUUCCAGCUUCCUAACGCCGGAGAGACUUCCCUACGAGGAGGCGGUGCAGCAGGACUUCAGCCCUGCGCAGGUCGGCGACAGCUUCGGACCCACAUGGUGGACCUGCUGGUUCCGGGUAGAACUGGUCAUCCCCGAAGCGUGGGUGGGCCAGGAAGUUCAUCUUUGCUGGGAAAGUGAUGGAGAAAGCCUUGUCUGGCGAGAUGGGGAACCUGUCCAGGGUUUGACCAAAGAGGGUGAAAAGACCAGUUAUGUUCUAACUGAUAAGCUGGGAGAAGGAGACCCUCGGAGAACAUCAAGAAACGAAUCGCUUCUACUGUCCUUCCACCCAGGGAUGACUGUUCUUCCCAUCUCAGCAAUCGCUUCUGCUGUCCUUCCACCCAGGGAUGACUGUUCUUCCCAUCUCAGCAAUCGCUUCUGCUGUCCUUCCACCCAGGGAUGACUGUUCUUCACAUCUCAGCAAUCGCUUCUGCUGUCCUUCCACCCAGGGAUGACUGUU
This is a messenger RNA of Alexandromys fortis (reed vole), 5613 nucleotides long. RefSeq names its product mannosidase alpha class 2C member 1 (gene Man2c1). Bases 4987 to 5556 code for a protein of 189 amino acids. Gene Ontology annotation, molecular function: alpha-mannosidase activity. The transcript is spliced from 5 exons. Gene Ontology annotation, biological process: oligosaccharide catabolic process. The record is from RefSeq and is a predicted model, not a curated record. NCBI's taxonomy places the organism in Eukaryota, Metazoa, Chordata, Mammalia, Rodentia, Cricetidae.